CCACGACGAACAUCCUCUUUUUGAACGUGCAAAUUACAAUAUUAGCUAGUUUGUGGGUAUCUCUUCCGUGACGAAGAUGAUCUUCAGUAAUAACAGACGGAUGAUUCUGCCAAGGGGAAAUCGACGAUUCGUUAGGAUUCGAAAGCGUUUACUCUUGCACGGGCUAGGCGAGAGAUCGUGUUUUAACGCAGAUCUGCAGAUCUAGGCGAAAGAAAUCAUAUUCGAAAGAAAGAAAAGAAUGAAUUUAUUUGCGGUUAUAAAGGGAAAUAUCGUAUUCAAAGUAACGAAGUCUUCCAGCCAGGAGAGAAAGUGUUGACCUCGAUACAAUGGGUUUUCGAUGAAACGCGUUAUCACAUCCUAUCGAGGUCGUAAUAAUCGUUUUUAAUGUGCUUAAUGUUCACGGUGCUAUCUUACGUAAUAUAAAAACGUUGAUCAUGUCAGCGAUGGAAUAUUAAUACAUAUUUAAUAUUACCAACAACGUUACAAUGGAAUUCUAUCAUGAUAAUCAUGAAAUAAUUAAAAUAAUAAUUUAAGUAUGGAGUGCUGUACUGUUAGUUUCUCAUCUUUCAUACAUAACUUGUUGCAAAUAUUAAUUAAGAAUGCAAUAUACUGAUCCAGUUGUGUUAAUAGUCUCAUUGUAGUAAUAUCAACGAGAAAUUCUCGAAAGGGACAGUUACAUGGCAAUGUGAAUCAAAGAAUAGAAAGACGUAAUGAGCGAGUACGAACGAAUCAAGCGUUCGUGCUUGAAACGAGGUGAAUUAUGGGAAGAUCCAGAAUUUCCAGCAACGCAAACCUCGGUCUUCUAUCAUCAAACACCUCCGUUUCAGUUUCAAUGGAAGAGACCAAAGGAAUUAUGCAAUCGUCCAAUAUUCGUCAGCGAUACACCAGCCCAAUUCGAUGUAAUUCCUGGAAAAAUGGGUGACAAAUGGCUGGUCUCCUGUCUGGGAGUUCUUCACCUGAGCAAAGGACUGUUCUACAGGGUGGUGCCAGCUGACCAAGGAUUUGGGAACAGCGGAGAACCGCCUGGAUCACCGACGGCCGAGUACGCCGGGGUAUUCAGGUUCCGUUUAUGGUGGUGCGGCGCAUGGGUCGAAGUUCUCGUCGACGACAGGCUACCGGCGAUUCACGGACGGCUAGCUUUCGUGCAAAGUCGUCACAGUGAUCAAUUCUGGCCGGCUCUUCUGGAGAAAGCGUACGCCAAAUUGCACGGAUCUUACGAAGCCCUCAAAUAUGGAACUUUGUUAGAUGGUUUAUCUGAUCUUACUGGAGGAAUCACAGAGAGUAUCGCAAUACGUCAAGAUCCUACUGCGUGCGGACGUGUCCUUGCGAAGCUUCUUGACAUGACAUCUCUUAUCACGUGUACAGUAAAUAAUAAUCAGCAACAAAUUCGUACUAGUACAGAGAAACUUGCAAAUGGUAUUCAAAUGGGGAUCAAUUAUCGAUUAUAUGCUAUUGAAAGGGUGGAAACAUUCAAUGGCGAAGCAGUUCAAUUAGUAAAAUUAAGAAAUCCUCUUGGACCUGGUAGAGAAUAUGUUGGCGCUUGGGCGAGAGGUGGCCUCGAAUGGGAUGAAAUACCACCAAUGGAAAGAGAUCGUUUAGCAGUCAGGAACAUGGCCGAGGGGGAAUUCUGGAUAUCAUAUUCAGAUUUUGUGAAGACAUUCACUCAUUUAGAAGUCGUACAUCUUGAUGCUGAAACGUCGAGGGAUGAACCAUCAUUGCAUAGCAAACAUACUUGGCAAAUGAAACUCUAUCAAGGUAGCUGGAGGAGAGGUGUAACUGCGGGAGGAUGUAGAAACAAUGAAGAAACUUUUCAUAUUAAUCCACAAUUACAUCUAAUUCUAAGCGAAAUGGAAGAAGUAAUUGUUUCUUUAUAUCAACACUCUAUUAUGGAGAUAAAAGUAAUAGGAUUCACGGCGUAUACUUUACCGAAAAAUAGCACAGAAUCAAUAAAUAAACAGUUCUUUAAAAAAAAUAAAUCUUUAGUAAAUUCACAAUAUACGAAUAGCCGUCAAGUCAGCCAUAGAUGCCAAUUAGAUCAAGGUGGAUAUUUAUUAGUUCCCACUACUUUUGAACCUACACAAGAAACAAGUUUUACAUUGCGAGUUUAUAGUAGUAAACCCUUAAAACUUAAACUUCUUGAUACUCCGCCAUCUUUGGUAAAAUCGGCUAUUAUUAAAGCACCACCUCUUGAAGGCAAAGGUUUUUCACAAUAUGAAGCCGUUUUUUUGCAACUUGCUGAUGAGCAUAGAACAGUAAACGCUUUUGAAUUACAAGAACUUCUCGAAGCUUGUUUACCAAAUGACUACAUAAAGAGCUGUGCUUGUAUGGAAGUAUGUCGACAAGUAGUUCUUACAAUGGAUAGUUCCGGAAGUGGUCGAUUGAAAUUUAAUGAUUUCAAAGAUCUUAUGUGUAGUUUAAAAUAUUGGCAAGCUGCUUUUAAAAACCAUACGAAGGAAAAGACUGGUAUACUUAAAGCGGAACGAUUACGAGAUGCAUUAUUAGAAGUGGGAUUCCAAUUAAAUACAGAUGUUCUUUCAAUUUUAAUUCUUCGAUAUAUGAGAAAAGAUGGAACACUUAGAUUUGGUGACUUUGUUUCAGCAAUUUUACAUUUGAGUGAUGCAUUCGGAAUAUUUGAAAGUAAAGAUCCUUUGCAAAAUGGAACUAUAAAAUUAAGUUUAACUGAGUGGCUCAGAUCAUCUCUGAUGUGCUGAAUUUACUACUCAACAUAAUGUGUGUACCUUGAAAUAUUUGUAAAUAAUGUUUUCUACAUCGUAUAUAGAUAUAAGUUUUAGCCAUAUUAACAAUAACGAUAAAAUCCAUUUUUUGUUUUGUUUGUAAAAUAUCAUUUUUCGCCAUUAGCAAUCAUCAUUCCUUCAUUUGAUUAAACAUUAUAAGUGACUAUGUAUUAUAUGUUAUUUGUAUAAGAAAUUCAUA
Apis laboriosa (Himalayan honeybee) is the source of this 2934-nucleotide messenger RNA. RefSeq names its product calpain-C (gene CalpC). NCBI's taxonomy places the organism in Eukaryota, Metazoa, Arthropoda, Insecta, Hymenoptera, Apidae. Gene Ontology annotation, molecular function: calcium-dependent cysteine-type endopeptidase activity. Bases 711 to 2711 code for a protein of 666 amino acids. The transcript has 17 exons. Gene Ontology annotation, cellular component: cytoplasm. Gene Ontology annotation, biological process: proteolysis. The record is from RefSeq and is a predicted model, not a curated record.